Molecule: messenger RNA, 2579 nt
Organism: Schistocerca piceifrons (Central American locust)
Lineage: Eukaryota; Metazoa; Arthropoda; Insecta; Orthoptera; Acrididae
Product: polyprenol reductase
Exons: 6
Coding region: 326-1243 (305 amino acids)
Biological process (GO): polyprenol catabolic process; dolichol-linked oligosaccharide biosynthetic process
Cellular component (GO): endoplasmic reticulum
Molecular function (GO): 3-oxo-5-alpha-steroid 4-dehydrogenase activity
Source: RefSeq, a predicted model, not a curated record
AACAUCUUUGGUCAGUGCUGUGCGGCGCACAUGGAAUGUGUUUGUUUAUAUUUAUGUUAGGUUGAAAUGAAUAGCGUUUGAAAACUUUGAACUAUACCUAGCACCAGUUUUUUGAUUACUUGUUAUCAGAGUUCAGUAAUUUACGCAGGCUAUCACGUUCGAGAGGGUAAUAAUGCGUUACUCUCAUUUUGUAGAUAAUGAGUUGCGGACUGGGAAAAGUGUGUUAGUAGCACGGAAAAGAAAACCACCUUUCACCAAGUUUUUAUACCUCUUUCACGAGACGUCAUUGAUGUGUUGCUGCCCGUUGUAAAGUCUACCGUUCACAAUGCUUGAUCUAAACUUGCUGAAAAUUGGAUUUGCGUUAUUAACUCUGGUGAUGAUAGUUUUGGGAAGCCUUAUGAAUACAGUUGAGAAACGUUUGCCUAGUUUUGUGAAACAGACUUUUAGAUACGGUAGAUUCGCUUAUCAAGGCAAAGAUACGUUUCUGAAACCCAUCGAAGUUCCUAAAAGGUGGUUUCGCCAUUUUUAUGUUUUUGGAGCUUUCUUCACAUCAUUAAUAUUUGUGGUUGUACUGAGAGUAUACAUUUUUCACGGCAAGCCACAUCCAUUGUUGCUUGCUUUACUGGAUUUGCUUGGGUCAACUAGCCGCAGAGCAAAUGUUUCACCUACGUCAGUAUUGCUUGCUUUGUUCCUGUUAACUCUGCAGUCUUGGCACCGCUUUUAUGAGACAUGGGUCAUUAGCAUAUAUUCAAACUCAUACAUAAAUAUAUAUCAUUACAUCAUUGGUUAUGGACAUUACUUCGGAUCAGUUAUGGCUGUCCUGUGUGAGUCUCCUGGUUUUAUAAAUAACCAAGAACAAAGAGUGCAGUUAAAUUUUGGAGACAUCUCAUUCCUUGAAGUCAUUGGAGUGACUACGUUUCUUUGGGCAUGCUACAAUCAGUACAGGUCUGCGAUAAUUCUUGCAAACUUGAGAAAAAACAAAAAUGGCCAAGUUGUAACAACAAAACAUAGUAUACCCUACGGAGGAUGGUUUGAACUUGUGUCAUCUCCACAUUUUCUUGCUGAAAUAUUAAUGUAUAUGGCAAUAUCAAUAAUUUUAAGAGCAGCAAACACGUGGCACGUAGUCUUUCUUUGGGUUCUGAGCAAUCAGGUUGAAAGUGGACUCUUGUCACAUUGGUGGUAUAAGGCAACAUUCCCCAACUACCCCAAGGAAAGGAAAGCUGUAAUACCAUAUGUUUUAUGAAAGUUCUAAUAGACUGAUUACAAUAUUUUUUCUUGAGUAAUGUUGGCAAUAGUAUACUCUGAUGAAGUUGUAAGGAAACGCCAAGCACUGUUGAAUUACAUCUGUCUGUAUAUCAUUAUCAUUUCAUUUUUCUGUUUGUUCAUAUCUAUUAUUAUGUGAUAAUCUUCUGUUCAAGUCAUAAUGAGGGAUAUUUUUGCUAAAACAAAAAUGUUAAAAACAAUAGCUCUAAUUAAUAAUGUAGUGGUUAUUGGCCUACAUUUAAAGGGAAGAGACAGUUAAUUACGUUAAGUACUCUGUACUUACAGUUUACAGCCUCUGCUAAAUAACUACAUGCAUUUUGCAUAUAUAAGUCAUUAACUGUUCACACAUUUUGGAAAUGACAGAGUAAGUGCAGAAGUGUGGGGACUGUUUUGUUUGUAUGCUUCUUCAUUUUUAACUAUUUAUUUACAUAUUUAUGCAGUUUGCAUUAGUACUUUUCUUGGCAGAUUGACAAUAUUAUUUAGGUUUGUUUAUUUUUUGCUUUAAAAUCCCAAUGUGGAAAUUACACAUGACAUUUAUAAUAACAGUUGUAUAUUAGUACCUCUCUUACAAUUGAUACACUGUUGAACUGUCAAAAAAUUCUUGAGCAGUUGUAACUUAGGUCUAAAUGACAUUCCUGUAGUGUGUAGACAAAAAACCAAAUUUGUUACCUUAAUGUAAUAUCUUAAUUGAGAAUUAUUGUUAAUGUUUCAUUGAGGUGAUAACAGAUUAUUAAGUGAAUUUAGCAGUACAGUUUGGUACUAUACCUGGAAAUAAGAGUUGCCAUAUAUUACCAAUGCUGUUGUGAAAUGAUAACUACACAAGCAGCAGUAAAAACGCUUUACCCUAACUGUAGCUCAUCUUGGGUGUGUCCAACUUUUGCCAUUAAGCACAUGCUGAGAUGGAGGACCAUCAGAGAACAGUAUCGAUCAAGCAGUGACGAACAGGGGUUGGGAGCCACCAUACUAAGAUAAACUAGGGUGUAACUUCCCUAGUAGGUUAAUUCUUGAGUCUCUCACAACCUAUCCGAUUAUGAACAUGAUAUCUUUUUAUUUUUGUUCUAUCGACUCCACCUAGUUCAAAAUGGAUCCUUUGACCUUACUAUCGUACAUCCACAUUUUCAAAACUCCAGUAAUUUAAAAGACUGCACAUAGAUUGCCUUUUUUUUUUUGAAGUCUGUAAUAUCUUACUGCCCUGCGAAGUAUUGGGGGAGCUAAUUUAACAGUUACUUACCCUGAGUAAAAUAAGAGUUCGUAAUUAGUUAAUAUUUUUAAAUUUGUCUUGUAUUUGGUUUUUUAAAAAAAAUUUAAUCAUAAAA